AUGGCUUGGAUAUCAUUCCCCAACCUGUUGCCUACUUAUUUUGUCAAAGAAUGUCUUUUUUCUUUACCUUCUACAGUAGGUAUCCCACAAUAUCUAGAUUUGGCUACUGUGAAUAAAACAAGGCCUAGCUGUGCUCGUGUGAAGGUGUUGGUGGAUCUGCUAGAUGAACUUCCAAAGAAGGUGAGAAUGGACAUUGUGGAUGAGGCAACUGGCGAUGUGAGAACUGAAUGGGUGAUCAUUAAAUAUGAUUACAUUCCUAAAUAUUGCAAGGAAUGCAAAUUGCAAGGCCAUGAUAUGAUAGAAUGCUGGAGGAUUCAUCCAGAACUAAUGUCCAAUGAUCAGCACAAAAAAUCAGCAGAGGUGAAUGGGAACAACAAGGAGCAGCCUAAUCAGCCUUUAAUGAUCCUUUCAAGUGAGAAAGUUUUUGGGAAUACUAAACUAACAGGUGAGCAGUGGAAGGAGGUUAGAGAUAAUCGUGUGAAAAAUGGGGCUUAA
Messenger RNA from Nicotiana attenuata, 495 nucleotides. RefSeq lists its product as uncharacterized. Bases 1 to 495 code for a protein of 164 amino acids. The transcript has a single exon. NCBI's taxonomy places the organism in Eukaryota, Viridiplantae, Streptophyta, Magnoliopsida, Solanales, Solanaceae. The record is from RefSeq and is a predicted model, not a curated record.